AUGGCAGAACGAUCCUUCCUACGACUUCCCGGUGAGCCAGACAAUAACUGCUCACUGAUCUCGGAGUCACCUGCUUCUUCAAGACCACCUAUCGAGUACAUCCUUACGACAGAUGGUCUCAGAAUCUCAGAAACCUAUGCGGCAACCACCACUGUUAGAUCCGUCCCAGUUCUGAAGCGUGAGCUAUCAACAGUUCUCUUAAAGGAUACAUAUACUGAAGAAGAGAUGUUGCAAAAGAUUCAGAAGAUGAUUGAUCGCCAAAAAAGGCCUGGGUUUCUGGGAAAGAUUAAGAAAUUAUUUCUGCUUCAGGAUGAUAAGGAGGUGACAGUUGUUUAUAUGACUGCAGAAGAAGCGGCUUGGAGAAAGUUGAGAGUGGAGAAUCAUGUCAAGGCUGGUGGUUUUGUUGGUACUAGAGGAGGUUGA
Messenger RNA from Morchella sextelata, 423 nucleotides. RefSeq lists its product as uncharacterized. The record is from RefSeq and is a predicted model, not a curated record. NCBI's taxonomy places the organism in Eukaryota, Fungi, Ascomycota, Pezizomycetes, Pezizales, Morchellaceae. The transcript has a single exon. Bases 1 to 423 code for a protein of 140 amino acids.